Molecule: messenger RNA, 983 nt
Organism: Paramuricea clavata
Lineage: Eukaryota; Metazoa; Cnidaria; Anthozoa; Malacalcyonacea; Plexauridae
Source: the annotation of a GenBank genome assembly
AUGGGUUUAAUUAGUAUGAUGAUGGAUAAGGGCUUUGAACGUGCCCGAAAAGCUUUGCAAUCAAAACAAAAAGAGCUCAAGCAAAAAGGAAAAGGGAACAAACCGAACGCUUCCGUUGCUCUUAGCGAAGAUGAAGUCAAACUGCUUUACGAGAAAGAACUUUUGGGAAUUUCGAGUCGCGAAGCGUUGCUAAACACGGUUUGGUUUAGCAAUACUAUUCACUUCGGCCUUCGUGGUUGCAAAGAACACCGAGAUAUGUGCUGGGGCGACGUAAAACCACGCAAGAACGCGAAUGGAGAGGAAUAUUUAGAGUAUUUUGAGCGACAAACGAAAACACGUAUACAGGAGACAACCCAAGAGAUGUUAGAAAAGUAACGCCAAAAAUGUAUGCUAUCCACACAAAUCCGCCGGAAAAAGAUCCUGUCUUUGUUUACAAGUUCUACACAGAAAAACGUCCGAAUGAAAUGAAUGCAGACGAAGCACCGUUUUACCUCGCCGUAAACCACUGCAAAAAGGUUUCAUCUGAUAAGUCUUGGUUUAAAAAAUCUGCUAUAUUGGUGUGAACACACUAAACUCGCUGAUGAAAAGAAUCGCUGAGAAAGCUGACCUUGGUCCAAACAUCAGCAAUCAUAGCGGGCGAAAAACUUAACGAUGAUGCAAACUUUGAGAGUUUGACCAACAACGAUGUUCCUCCCACAGACAUAGUUCAACUUUCUGGGCAUACUGAGAAUUUGCAAAGCGUUACGAAUUAUUCAACCGUAACCCAAAACCAGCAAAUGAAAAUGUCUCGAGCCUUAGCGAACUUGGCGACUUGCAAAGAGUCCUCCACUUCGAGUAUUAGCGAACAAAAGCCAAACCGGGAAGUCGAACACCAACAACAACAACAACAAGCAAUGGCUUUGUUUUCUGGCGCGGUAAUUCAAGGAGGUCACAUAAGCAUUUCGAUAAACAGUUUAAAUCAGUCCAUCGUUGUUCACGUCUAG